AUGUUGCUGCUCCGCGGCCAAUUGAGCUCCAAACAUCUCCAGCAACUCCAUAUCAUUAACAGCAGUAGCAAGACCCUUCGUCGCUUCUACUCCUCGUCGAAUCGCACAAUUCAAGAGUACGACGUCCUUUUCCUCCGCCAGCAUGGAGCCAAGCACGCAAAAUGGCAUCUCUCGGCUCCCUUGAAGUCAGACUCCCGCGUGAGGCUUUCGUAUGGCGCUUCCAUCCCGGGGUCUGAGCUGAUCGGCCGUCGCAUUCUCGAUGUGGUCCGCGAUAGCGCUGGCAAUUCCGUGGUUCUGCAUGAACCGUCUCUUGCAAGCUACAUCAUUAACAGCGAGCGUCUUGCCACGCCGAUCUAUCCCAACGACGCCAACACAAUCGUCUCUCUUCUCGACCUCAAUCCCUCCCGUCCCGGCGAAGACGACCAAGACGAUGAAGCUCCUCCAUUCGAAAUCUUCGAAGCCGGCACAGGCAUGGGCAGCCUCACCCUCCACCUCGCUCGUGCCCUACACGCAGCAAAUCCGCCUCUACCACCUACUCUUCGACAAAUCCUCAUCUCCUCCCCCUUCAAGGCUCGCUACGAUUUCGCCACUUCAAGAGGCUGUCUAGAAAUCUCUCCCGAGGAACAAGCUGCUCUCGACGGAUAUGCUUCUUCCCGUCGCGCAGUCUUGCACACUCUCGAUCGUAACUCGAAGCAUGCUCGCGCUGCAUACAAGCUCGUUCGCAACUUUCGCCGUGCGCAGUACUUGCCUUCUGUCGAUUUCCACGUCACUUCGGUAGACGAGUUUAUAAAUCAGCGUCUUGAGCAAACGGGUGGACAGCCUUUUCUCUCACGCGCCAUUCUCGACCUCCCAUCAGCGCACGAAAACGCCGAACGUGUAAUCGAGGCCUUGCAUCCCAAUGGCCUUCUCAUCCUCUUCAAGCCCUCCAUUAGUCAAAUCGCCGAUUUCCAAGCCUGGUCCAACGAGACGAAACAGCCUGUGCGCAUGGAAAAGGUCAUUGAACUCUCUGGCGGAAGACACUGGGACGUAAAAACGGUAGUGCCGAGAGCGCAGCAGGGCGAAGACGGCAACAAUAAACCGGUACAGGUGAUGCGGCCAAGAGUAGGCGAGCGUGUUGCAGGCGGAGGCUUUGUGGCUGUACUGCGGCGAUGGCCUGUUUCUGAGGUGCCGGUCCAAGAAGCCCCUGAAGAGCCAGAGGCCCAAGAGUGA
This is a messenger RNA of Trichoderma breve, 1209 nucleotides long. RefSeq lists its product as uncharacterized. Gene Ontology annotation, cellular component: tRNA (m1A) methyltransferase complex. Gene Ontology annotation, biological process: tRNA methylation. The record is from RefSeq and is a predicted model, not a curated record. The transcript is spliced from 4 exons. The coding region runs from base 1 to 1209 and encodes 402 amino acids. Lineage: Eukaryota; Fungi; Ascomycota; Sordariomycetes; Hypocreales; Hypocreaceae.